ACAUUCAAAUUCUCCUCCUCUCCUUCACAGCAUAAUUUCUUCUCUCAAUCUCUUAACAAAAACUCACAAUGGCAAGCCAACAAGACAUUAGCCACAGCGUCGGUGAGGUCGUCGGCCAAGCUCAGGUGAAGAAGGAUGAGGUCAUGAACCAAGCAGCUAAUGCAGCUCAAGAAGCAAAAGAUAGCGCAUCUACUACCCUUGAUCAAUCCUCAGCUGCCCAAACUGCCUCUGACCUCAAGGACCAAGCUGCAAAUUUCCUUCAACAGACUGGAGAGCAAGUGAAGAACAUGGCUCAAGGAGCAGCUGAGGCAGUGAAGAACACUCUUGGGAUGAACACUGAUAGCAGUUCUAACGCCGCCGCCAACACUAACAACCCUACCAACACUCCAUCCCCUACAAUCUAAGAAAUCAAAUUUAUUUUUAUUAUUAUUAUUUUUUUUUUUUAAAUUUG
Molecule: messenger RNA, 451 nt
Organism: Cucurbita maxima (winter squash)
Lineage: Eukaryota; Viridiplantae; Streptophyta; Magnoliopsida; Cucurbitales; Cucurbitaceae
Product: late embryogenesis abundant protein 1
Exons: 3
Coding region: 69-404 (111 amino acids)
Source: RefSeq, a predicted model, not a curated record